GGCUGACAAGAGACGACAUGUGCAGCAGUUGUUGGACAGCGGGGGCAGAGAGUGAGUGUUCCUUACAAGGGAGUGUCCUCUUUGGGAGGACGAUCACUACUUUCUGUGUAUAUUUAUUUUGGUUGGAUCACUCAUCGACAUCCUGAGCAGAGUACAUACACAGCAGAAGCAGCAGCGGUGGGAACAGCAGAGUGUGCCUCAGGUGCUGGACAAGCAUGAAGAGCUUGAUGGAAUGGUUUUUCACUACUCUCGGUGCUGUGGUUGUCAUCUACUAUGGAGUGAAGCUGCUCCUUUUCACAAGGAUGCUUUAUCCCAAAAGGUGGUUUCCGCUGCCCAAGUCUUUCUUUUUGUCCAUGGGGGAGUGGGCAGUGGUGACCGGAGCUUCAGAGGGCAUAGGAAGACAAUACGCCUUAGCGCUGGCUGAACAAGGGAUGAAUGUGGUUAUCAUGAGCAGAACCAAAGUGACUUUGGACAAGGUGGCCAAGGAAAUAAGCGAAACUACACAUCGGAUGGUAAAAGUGGUCGUGGUAGACUUCACCAAGGACAACAUCUUCAACGACAUUGAGGAGGAGCUUAUGUACCUGGACAUUGGUGUAUUAGGUACCACUUACAGUCUUUUAUGUAACAUUAUUUGCUUACACAUGCCAAAUUUACAAUGGGGGGAUCAUUAUCAAAUGCAAGUCAUCAAAACUGGAUGUUCUUUCUAUUGUGUGCCAGUUAACAAUGUAGGCAUGCUGCCCAGUGUGAUCCCUCGCAGAUUCCUUGAAGAAGAAGAUCUGGACCAGAUAAUCACGGGUGUGAUAAACUGCAACGUGAAAACCAUGGUGAAGAUGUGCAAAAUAGUCCUUCCAGGCAUGGAAAACAGGAGAAAAGGGGUGAUAGUAAACAUUGCAUCCGGAAUUGCUUCCAUCCCGUUCCCUCUGUACUCGCUGUACGCUGCAUCGAAAAUAUUUGUGGAGAGAUUUUCUCAAGGUCUUCAUGCAGAAUACAAAGAUAAAGGUGUUAUUAUACAGGCAGUCACACCCUUCGGGGUCUCCACUCGAAUGGUGCGCUACCAGCAAACAAACGUGGCCAUGCUGUCCCCUCGAGACUUUGUGAAGAGCUCCAUGCAGUAUAUCAGAGCUGGGGACAAAACAUACGGCAGCAUCUGUCACAUGUUCUUGGGCUGGUUACUAAACUCCAUCCCACUCAAGAUUCUCCACACGGAGUCUGUGUUGCACGGUCUGCAGGAGUACGUGGAGAGAAAACAGGAAGAAAAGAAAAGCUCCAGCUCUGUAAUAAGCGAAGCUUAAAAAAAAAAGGAGAGAGAAAUAACAGUGCCAAGUUGUUUCUGUUCCAUCGCAUACAGUAACAGAGGAACCCCCAAAGUCAGACGCAGUCCAUUACGUGAUGCCGGUUCUUUUGAAAACAUGUUUUCCCUUUGGAAAUCAUAUAAAGUUCUUGUGACUUUUGUGUUGUCGCGUCAGGGCUCGCCGCAAAGAGUGACUUGCAUUAAUUGUUCGGCACAGUUUUUAUGCCAGCUCCCCUGACUGGCGCAACCCAAACAUUUUUUAUCUGGGCUUGGGACCUGGAAAUCAUGUCCUGAAUUCAGUGAAUUAAUUCCAUAAAACUGUUAUGAACAGUACAGGCAAUAUUUGAAUUCACAUUUUUAACAUUCUUAACUAUCACACAAUGUUUAAAUACUGUUAAAGUUAACCAAUGAGUAAUACCUAUAAAUACAACUAAAAUAGAGUAAAACUACUCACCAUUUGAAGAAACCUAACGGACACAAAAUGAAGUAGGAACAGGAAACAAGCGUCUGCGGUCAUUUUCAAUCUCAUCAUUGGGCACUAAGCUUUUAGCUAUUUAUGGUACAAUCUGCUCAGUAAAAUUAUGUAUGUAAACCCCUAAAUAGCAAAUAUCCGCUAGUUGACACCCCCAAACAGGGUUAUAAUUGCCCAUAGAUGCCACCAGAUGGCGCCAAAGCAAUACUGUUACAUUUUUGCACAAAAACAGCCAAUAGGUGAGUUUAACAGUGAAUAAUGAAUGUGAGGUUAAAAAGAAAAUCGACGAAAAGAUGAAUUUGCAAAUAAGCAGGGAUUCAUUGUAUUGUACCGAGCAGCCAGACCUUUUCCUAUGUCGUGGUCAGUUCCAUUUUUGGUUCAAUGGUUAUCAUCCCACCUUUCCUUCUGUGGUGGCAUCACAAAAAAAGCCAAAGAAAAAGCAAAAACGUGCCAAUAUAUUAAUGCAACGAAUAGCGAAAACAUUUUUACAAUUUCCUAUAUUAAUACUUUAAAUCGUAAAUGUACCACAAACUAUGAUUCCAAACACUAAUAUCAUUUCAAGCACAUUUUAUAACAUUAUCCUUAAAAAUAAAUAGCUUACAGAUUAUUUGAUUUUGAAAAAAUGUGUCGGAAGUGCAUGCGGCAAAGACUCUCUAACAACAACAAUAACCCAGGCUAAACCUACUUCCUCCCUGAGAUACAGAGCUCGUCUCUCGGUUACAAUGUAUCACUUCAACAUGCUUCUUUGACACUUUUUAUUGAGACAGAGCAUAAGCCUUGUGACAUUCUGUGGCAUUGUUUCAGAAAGGGCACCCAAAAAAAAAAAAUCCUACAAAAUAGAUGAUUUUUAGUGCAUAGCUGGGGAAAUGUACUCCCCCCCCCAAAAAAGACCUGAACAGGUGAAUUUGUGAAUAGUGAACCAUGAAUGUCCGGGAGAUUACUUUAAUCAACGAGAUGCUCAUUGAACCAAAGUUUCAUUUUCCGUGUAUGACGUCACACAUAAUGGUUUAAACUUCAAAGUUCUGUUUGACAUUACUGUUGGGAAAAUUUGGGUGGCAAUUCACAUACAGUAGUUUGACUUUGGAGGUUUACAUGUGUCCUGAAGUUGGAAUAUAGGAAGUGCAGGCAUUGGGAAUUUGUGAGGAAAGUAAGUAAUGUAGAAAAAUACCACACCGAGUGUUAUUUGAUUAUUAAGAGUUGUUAUAUAUCAUGGUCAAAGAGUUAUGGCUUGUCUUUAUGUUGAUGUUGAAUUUAUUACUGCAUUUGUAAUGUAUACUGCAAUAUUUAAUAAGGCCACUGGAGGUGCAACACAUGAGUUUGGAUGAUUCCUGUUGUGGAGCAGGACAGGACUUCCUUAGAAUUUCUUGUGGAUGUUAAGUCCGAGCCCUUUAAGAUGAAGAAUUUUAGAUUUGUUUUUUGUUAGUGAAGACAAGAAAAACAUUGUCAAAGAUUCAUGCAAAUUAGGUGGGUUCAACAACAACAAUUCAACAAUUGGUCAGCAUUAACAAAACAAAAAAAAUGUGAUAAUGAUGCUGGGUAUUGAUUGAUACCACUGGAGAGGUAUUUGAACUGUGUUUAUUCUAUUGUCAUUUUAUUUUGAUGUGGUGGAUUAGUUUCAUAUUUGACCAUAUACUGUGUGUGGCUGAAAUAUAUUUAA
This is a messenger RNA of Phyllopteryx taeniolatus (common seadragon), 3420 nucleotides long. RefSeq names its product hydroxysteroid (17-beta) dehydrogenase 3 (gene hsd17b3). Gene Ontology annotation, cellular component: endoplasmic reticulum. The record is from RefSeq and is a predicted model, not a curated record. Gene Ontology annotation, molecular function: testosterone dehydrogenase (NADP+) activity. NCBI's taxonomy places the organism in Eukaryota, Metazoa, Chordata, Actinopteri, Syngnathiformes, Syngnathidae. Bases 216 to 1292 code for a protein of 358 amino acids. The transcript has 10 exons.